CCUGCGGAAGAUCAGCAGCCGAAAGGGGUUCGAGCGAAAGAGAAGUGUGUGGGUUGGCAAUAGAAGAGUUCCUUUAUUUAUUUUGCACGAGCAAGGGAAAAUUAUCCUUGCGGGAGGAAGCAACGAGCGAGGGACUUUGUUGUGGUGUGAGAAAGGGGAGGGGUGCGCAGGGAGAUCCGUCGGAGUGACGACAUAAGGGAACCCUUCUCGGCGAGCGAGCGAAAGGGAAUCCUGUGGCUUGAGCGACUGCCUGGAACCGGGAGAGAGAAGAACUGUCGGGCUCUCAAGCCUCCUCACCCCACCCUAGAAGCCACCAAUCCGUUGCUGCGCGUAGCGAGGCUGAGGUUGGGUUGGUCGCUCCAGGCAGAGAUCUGAGCGAACGAGCGAGGAAGGGAAGGUGAAAGUUGCUGCUCCCGCCGCUUCGGGCGCUCCUACACCCCCUCUCGCCUCGUCUCUCGACCGCGAGAGCCUCGCCCCCCCCUCUUGUCUCCUCCCCCCCUCUUUCUCGCUGGGAAAGCGUGCACCCUCCCUCCUGCUCUUCCCAAAUGGCACCUGGCGGCCGCAGCAGCACCAUGCAGUCUCCUUCCCCUCUUCGGGCGCUCCUCUAAGCCCGUGCCAUGCUGCUGCCGCUCCUCCCGGCGCUGCUGGCCGCUUUCGCGCCACCCCUUCCAUGCCGAGGCUGGUCCCCCUCGGCUGCUUCAGACUCGGGGCAGAAAGGACCCCCCGAGCUCACGCUGCCGCCUAUCAACGCCUCUUCUUCUCCCUCGGCGCCAAAGCCCUCGGCAGCCGAGGACGCCUUGGCCGGGGACUUCUCAGAAGGCAGCCGAGCGGCAACUGAGACGGCGGAAAGGAGCGGCCCCGGCGCCACCGCGGCGGCUGGCGGGGCCCCUUCGCCGGGGCCGCCCCGCCCCGCGCCUCAGCAGCAGCCCCGCGAGGAGCCACCGUGCAACAUCAGCGUGCAGCGGCAGAUGCUGAGCUCGCUCCUGGUGCGCUGGAGCCCGCUGGGGUUCCAGUGCGACCUCGUGCUCUUCUCCACCAGCGGCCCCAGCGAGCGCGCCUUUUUCUCGGCCGCCUUCCACCGCGUCGGGCCGCCGCCGCUACUCAUCGAGCACGUCGGGCUGGCGGCUGGCGGCGUCCAGCAGGACUUGCGCCUCUGCGUGGGCUGCAGCUGGGCUCGGGGCAGGCGCGUCGGCCGCCUCCGCCCGGGAGCCUCCAACCCGCCCUCCUCGUCGUCGCCUUCCUCCGCUGCCUUCUUUUCCUCCUCCUUGCCCUCUUCGGAUCACGGACAACCCUGGCAGCAAGGGGAGCGGCUCCAUUUCUGCUGCUUGGAUUUCAGCUUGGAGGAGCUGAAGGGGGACCCCGGUUGGAGGAUGAACCGAAAGCCCAUUGAAUCCACCUUGGUGGCUUGUUUCAUGACUCUGGUCAUCAUAGUGUGGAGCGUGGCCGCCCUCAUCUGGCCGGUGCCCAUCAUCGCUGGCUUCUUGCCCAACGGCAUGGAGCAAAGGAGGAGCGCCGCCGCCUCAGGAAGCACACCUGGAACAGCUGCAGCUCCUAAAUGACUCCCCCCCCCACGUCCUCCAGCGCGCCUUCGCUUCUUCCGCGUUGUCUGAUCUAAUCCGGGUCCGAUCCGUCUUGUGGACACUAGAUGGGCUUCUGGGGACCUUAUAAGUUUUUGUAACGCUUAAAGGCAUAUAUUUUGUAGAUUAAAGUCAAGCCAUCUUCUUGGCGUUGAAUGCAGAAGACUGGACUUGGGUGGAAAUCUUAUAGUUGGAAGGUUUCUUGCCAGUAAAUCUUUUGGAGACCACCCUCUCCCUGCUUUUAGCUUAAUAAUCAAAGGAACAAAUAAUCGAAUAGAUAUAUUGUGUGCUCAGAUUCAUAUCUAAAAAAAAAAGACCAAAACCUGUGUAUUUGCUUUAUAUAUUUAAAACUCUUUUUACGUCAAUAUUUUAGAAAAGACCACACACACACAAAUCCAGCGCACUUUGCUGUAGCUGUGUGUCAGAGUACUUAUUUGUACAUGAAUACACUUUGUCUUUGCAAGUUUUUAUUUAUCAAAAGAGAAAACUUCUUUUUGGCAGGAUUUAAAUUUGCUAACACAAUGUAUAUUCCUAGAAAACCAGGUCUUCACUCUUUUACAAUGCGUGUGUUUCUUAUUAGAGAUGUGUGAUUACUAUUGUAAAUCUGUUGGUUUAUGAAUACAGAGAUUUUCUUUGUCAAAACGUUUAGAGUUUGCUUGAUCUAUAUCUCUCAGAAUGGCUGACUUCAGAAAUUCCCAAAGCAAAUCAGGUCAAGCGGUAGGAAAAAUGAAGAUGAAGGCUUGUUUACACUUCUGCCAUCCAUUAUAAUAAUAAUCCCCCGUUCUUGUGAAUAAGUCACAAGCUUUGAACUCACUUUAGCUAUUGAAUUGUUUACACAUUCAAGGAGUAGGUCAAAGGUUUAAAUAGUCUGUAACCUCUGCCAGGGACUUCUCUCUUUUAUCCCAGGAUAAGUAAUAAUGCAAUGCAAAUAAAAGCAGGGUGCCAUCUUGGUAGGCAAGUGAUACACAGUGACCUGUGGAUGACCCAAGAGAGUGUUCUCCUACAGCCUAGUACUAAAUUAUAUUAAUCUAGAAUGUUAAUUCUAAAUUUAAUUUAAAAAAUACAAAAUGCAUUUUGUGUUUAAAUCAUCAGCAAAUAAUGGAUUGAUGUUUGUAAGGCAACCUACUAUUAAGAAUGCUAGCUAAGCUAAAAAAAACCCCAGUAAUGCUUCAUCUGUGCAUUUGACAUGAAGAAAGAAUUAAUAUAAAAUGGAGAUACCACCAUAAGGCAUAUAUUCUAGCAAUUAGCCCUUAUAUUUUAAGGGUUCUCCUGCAGACUUUACCAGGGUAGCACAAAAUAACCAUCCAUUUGUAUUUUCUCUGACUACUGUAGUGCUUCCCAAUCUGGCAAGAGAUUUGUUGAUAUAAGCAAGAUAUCCUGCAAGAGAUUUGUUGAUGCUUAUGUGCACCUAUACAAACAUCCCUAUGUGCAUCACAAUGAUGAACCUCAUUGAAUUAGCUUGAUACAUUUUUUUUUUAAAAAAAUUGAGUAAAGAUGUACAAAUGCAUCCAGGGUCAGCAGUUAUGUGUGACUUAACCACAUGUGACUACAGUUAAACUGGGAAUUCAGGCUGUUAACAAAGGGAACAGUUGGACAACCUAGUCUUUGACCCUGAAAGUAUCCAUUGGUCUAUUGAUAUUCAGUGAGGGAUGUGUUCUUAAUGAACCAAAUUAUAAUAUUUAGGCUAAUGUGAGAGCUAUUUGCAUCCCUCCACCAGAAGUGGAAAAUGUAAGAAAAGUUAUUUGUCUGUUGUACCUUCAAUAACUUGAGUUGAUUAAUCAGCAUCCAAAACUUAAAAUGGAAGGGUCCCAAGAGGAUAGCAUUUGUUUCUAACUAAAUAUGUACAUCUCUUCCUAGAUGCUUCCAAAUGAUGUAGGGCUUCCAAUACAAAUAAUAAACGUAUAUAGUUUUAGGGCACAGUAUAAUAUUGCAAUGGAUCUGGACUGCACUUUUUUAAUUUCAAAGGAAUGGCAUUGUUACUUGUGAUUUCCUUCUACCUUCAUGGGUAAGACCAACAUCCUAUACAUGUUUGAAGUUUAUUUAAUUUGGUGAGG
This is a messenger RNA of Rhineura floridana, 3631 nucleotides long. It is a transcript of the gene TMEM158, whose product is annotated as transmembrane protein 158. Lineage: Eukaryota; Metazoa; Chordata; Lepidosauria; Squamata; Rhineuridae. The record is from RefSeq and is a predicted model, not a curated record. The coding region runs from base 618 to 1559 and encodes 313 amino acids. Gene Ontology annotation, molecular function: peptide binding. The transcript has a single exon.